CGUAAAUGAGAUGAUUCCCUCGCGUCUUGUUGAAUUACCAGAAUAUCAAAUCGAAGAAACGAGUAUGAAGCUACCGGAAAUGAUAUUCGCCGACGGCGAGGAACCCGUCGGAGUAAGGGCUCUUACAUACCAGUCAUCGCGUUCCAUCAACACCAUUCUCAAUGCUCUCGAUGAAGAAGAGAUUCAGUUUAUCCGACAAUCAUCUUUCGGCAAGCUUGUCGAUAUCACAGAGAAACCCGCCUUCUCCGAUAGAUUUGCCCGAUUCCUUCUGUCGAGACAACUGAAAGUGGAAAAAAAAUAUGAAGCUUGGUUCCGAUUCGCUGGAAAGCCCAUAAGAUUCUCGCUCCGAGAGUUUGUCAUAGUCACCGGUCUUCCCUGUGGCGAGUUCCCCAAGAAAUAUAAGCUGAAGAAGAAGAAAAACAUUAACGACAAACUCUACUGGCCUGAGCUUUUCGGAAGUCUGGAAGAGAUGCGUGUAUCUAGGGCGAUUAAGAUGCUCCGGAAAAGAACUGUCACUGAGAAAGAUAUCCGGAUGAAACUAGCAUGCCUUGCAAUUGUAUUCUCUGUUCUGUUAUCCACUAAUUUGAAGAUGAAGAUGCUGAAGGAACACGCGGAGUUGCUUGGGGAUAUGGAAGAGUCUUUGCCUUCUCCUGGGGUCGGCUUGCAUUUGAUAUGUUGACUAGUAUAAAAAAAUGGGAUGAGAUUUCCCUUUCCCAAAAUUCUAUGGCAUGCAGCUUGUUAUUGUUGAAGCUGUUCCUUCGCUAACUGAAGUAGUCAAAGAAUCUUGUUCGUCAUCAGAGUCUGACAGCGAUGAAGAUGAUGUUGAUGGCGUGGCAAGUAAAACAAAGAAGAAAACUCUAAGCCCUGAACAUACCCGCGAAGUAGACAAAAAAGAAAAGGUUUUGCUGUGGAGUAUACUUCCCCAAGACCCAGCAAGACCGGUAGACGAGUCGGUGCUUGUAUGGCCUGAUGAAGUUGUUGACAUAAAAGUAGCGUACAUGCUUAGUUGCAUUAGCGCUAAUCACGUAUUUACAAAGAAUAUGUUCAGGGGUGGGGUAACCAAAGGCGAUGUAGAAAGGAUGCGUGAGAAGGCCAAAGCAGGAGGGAGAAAGAAAGCACUACCUUCGAAGGGUAAAGAGUCACCAGUUGUGAUGAAUGACGAAACAAGAAUAACUUCUAUUGUUAAUGCUAUUAUGUGACCAAAGCUUAAUCAAAUUGAUGGUGAUAUUGCUGCUGUUGUUGCCUCUGUCAAAGAGGUUUUUGCCUGUUCUGUUGCGUUCGCAGCCAAGGUUAUUGCAACUGUCAAAGGAAUGUUGAAGUCUUUGAAGACUGAGAUCAUGUCAUCUAGGUCGAGGAUAAAUACUCCAUCCCCUCUGAGUCUCCAAAAUCUACGGGAGGGCCUGAUGGGGUGGCGGAUGGAUGAGUUCUUCCAAACACAACCGCCGUUUCUCGUGAUGGAAAUGAUGCGAUAAUUGAGAAUGUGAUUGAAAACAUUAGUCAUUACUCAACGCCCCCGGGUCUGGAUAACGAAUGCCCCGGUUCUGAUGCCAAAUCCCGUCCCUAGCAAUCAGUCAACCCGUUAGCUUGCACUCAGGAAGACAACACUCAUGGGAAUGAAAUCGUUAGUGCUUACUCACCUAAGUCAAAAACACUGGACCCUACGCCGUUAUUGGAUUAUGUGAUGAGACCCAUAUGUAUUUGGUUAUGCAAGUUCUCGCUGCACCAACACACCCCCAACUCAGUAACCAGCGUUCAGAGGGAAACGUAGAAGAAUCUUUCGAAAAUCGCCCAUCUAGGUCUGCUCAUAGCCAGACGCAUGAACAUCCUGAUCCAAUUAUUCCGUCAUUCUGACUUGGCCUCACUCAGGAAUUUCAGCCCACCCAGCCCCCUGGUGAUGAUGAGAUGGGAGACGAUGAGGACCAGCUGGAUGAGAAAGACAAUUAAGAUGGUGUUGGAGAUACACAGGAGACAUUACUUUGCCAUAAAAGUAAGCGCAUUUGCACUGUCCCACCUCAAUUGCUUACCGACUAUCAAAGUGAAACUGCCAUUCUUAACCGUGCGAGGGAAGUACCCAUUAUCGGGAAUGGUGUGUACGCCUUAGGAUAUGUACAGGAAAAGUACAAAACCCUCUAGAUUCUACUGAAGAAAGAAUGUGCUAUAAAUGUCGUGGGCCUAUCCGUAUCUGCAAGGAAAUUACCGACAUUGGAGCAAGAACCCGGUUACUUACAGGCAGAGUCAUUGACAUCCUUAUGAGGGUAAUUGCAGCAUCUGUCAACAGCCAAGUAUCUGAUAGGGGCCAUACCACUCCGUUAUUUCUUGAUAGUCGAGUUCAGGUUCUGUUGUCCAUGAACUUUCCGAAGUUCAGAAAAAGUAAGACGCAAACUCAGUAUGUUUUCACCAAGGCUCUCGUUGAUAUCGUGAAGAAGAGUUUGAAUUUCAACUCUGGUUUGUCACACUUCUACAUGCCUGUCACCAUUGCGCGGAAACACUGGGUGGCAGUUUGCGUUGACAUCACUAGUGCGAAGAUAUAUGUUCUCGACUGCAACCCUGACGUGCUCGAUGACAAGGCUUUAAGUAAAGAGCUUGCUCCGGUAACUGAAAUGUUCCCAUCCCUACUGAAACACUGUGGGGCAUUGGUUGAGUAUGUGGACAAGGCAGUUGUUGUUGAAAGGAUGAAAGGUGUGGUAAAGAACACAAACCCCGCUGAUGCAGCCAUAACUGCGUGUUUGUUGAUUCAAACCCAUGCGCUGUAUGGAGCAGAAAUUUGUAGUUCUAUCACUCCAUUAGUCAUUCCAGAGGAAGCUCAAAGGGCAGCUGUGAUGAUAUAUGAGUUUCACGAGAUGGUGUAGGUGGUUCGUGUGUUGUUGUCUGAGCCCCCUUUUUUAACGUUUGAUCCCAUCUUCCGAUGUAACAUUCUAAGGAGUUUUAUGUAUGUUGUUUCGUUCUCGUACUUUCAAUGGUUUG
Brassica oleracea var. oleracea is the source of this 2964-nucleotide messenger RNA. RefSeq lists its product as uncharacterized. Gene Ontology annotation, biological process: proteolysis. The record is from RefSeq and is a predicted model, not a curated record. NCBI's taxonomy places the organism in Eukaryota, Viridiplantae, Streptophyta, Magnoliopsida, Brassicales, Brassicaceae. The coding region runs from base 2151 to 2849 and encodes 232 amino acids. The transcript is spliced from 7 exons. Gene Ontology annotation, molecular function: cysteine-type peptidase activity.